Messenger RNA from Nothobranchius furzeri (turquoise killifish), 8937 nucleotides. RefSeq names its product notch receptor 1a (gene notch1a). Gene Ontology annotation, biological process: multicellular organism development; Notch signaling pathway; regulation of developmental process. The record is from RefSeq and is a predicted model, not a curated record. NCBI's taxonomy places the organism in Eukaryota, Metazoa, Chordata, Actinopteri, Cyprinodontiformes, Nothobranchiidae. Gene Ontology annotation, cellular component: membrane. Gene Ontology annotation, molecular function: protein binding; signaling receptor activity; calcium ion binding.
GUAGAUUUCAUUGAAGCUCAGAAAGCAGCAGGUGAACAUCCACGAACGCGCUCCUGCUGAAGUCUUCCACUCCGCCUCGAUUGGAUCUUAUCUGAACUAAAGGAUUUUUUAUUUCCAGCCAACAUCUGGAGGAUUCAACUGCGGAUCUAUGCGAACCCUAAGCGGGAGUCAAGCACAUCUGUGAAGCUGAAGAGGAGAAGGAAUGUCUCGUUUCCUAGUGAAACUAGCAUUUCUGAUUCCAGCAAUCGUCUUCUCACAAGGUCUAAAAUGCUCCCUACCUACUGAGUCCUGCCUAAAUGGAGGGAGAUGUGAAGCCACGCUGAAUGGGAAUGGAGAGUGCAAGUGCACCAGUGACUAUGUAGGCGAUCGGUGCCAGUAUCCCAGCCCCUGCAGCCCUUCACCCUGCCGUAACGGUGGCGAAUGCCACGCGGUUUCCCAUGGCAACACCUUUGAUUUCCGCUGCAUAUGCCGCUUGGGCUACACAGACAGAUUAUGCCUGACACCCAAUAACCACGCCUGCAUGAACGCCCCUUGUCGCAACGGAGGAACAUGCGAGCUAAUGAGCUUGAAUAUUUUCCGCUGCCGCUGCCCACCAGGGUGGUCAGGCAAAACCUGUGAGACUCCCAACCCGUGUGCUUCCAACCCUUGUGCCAACGGUGGCCAGUGCUCAGCCUUAGAGUCGACUUACAAGUGCACCUGUCCUCUUAACUUCCAAGGUCAAACCUGCAAGCAAGAUGUGAAUGAGUGUGCUCAGAUUCACUCUCCAUGCCUUAACGGUGGCUCGUGUGUGAACGAGGUUGGGUCGUACCACUGUCGCUGUCCUCAAGAGUUCACUGGUCAGCACUGUGAGACACCUUACCUGCCAUGCAGCCCUUCACCAUGCCAGAACGGUGGUACUUGCGUCCAAAGGGGAGAAACCAUCUAUGACUGUAGUUGCCUUCCAGGCUUCACCGGCCAGCACUGUGAGCACAACAUUGAUGACUGUCCAGGUCACAACUGCCAGAAUAGUGGUGUGUGUGUGGAUGGGGUGAACACCUACAACUGUCAGUGCCCACCUCAUUACACAGGUCAGUACUGCACAGAGAACGUGGAUGAGUGUGAGCUGAUGCCUAACGCCUGUCAGAAUGGAGGAACGUGCCACGACACACAUGGGAGUUACCACUGCGUCUGUGUCAACGGCUGGACGGGCGAUGACUGCAGCGAGAACAUUGACGACUGCGCCAGCGCAGCUUGUUAUCAGGGAGCCACCUGCCAUGACCGUGUAGCCUCAUUCUUCUGCGAGUGCCCACAUGGACGCACAGGUUUGCUGUGUCACCUAGAUGAUGCCUGCAUCAGCAACCCAUGUCAAAAGGGCUCAAACUGUGACACCAACCCAGUAAAUGGAAAGGCGAUCUGCACCUGUCCACCUGGUUACGCAGGAUCCGCCUGCAACUUGGAUAUUGACGAGUGCUCUCUUGGUGCCAACCCUUGUGAGCACGGGGGCCGCUGCCUCAACACCAAAGGCUCUUUCCAGUGCAAGUGUCUUCAGGGAUACGACGGACCUCGCUGUGAGAUGGACAUUAACGAAUGCAUGUCCAAUCCCUGUCAUAAUGAUGCCACCUGUCUCGACCAGAUUGGAGGGUUCCAGUGCAUCUGCAUGCCAGGAUACGAGGGUGUGUUUUGCCACAUAAAUGCAGAUGAGUGUGCCAGCCAGCCUUGUCUCAACAAUGGAAAAUGCAUAGACAAGAUCAACUCCUUCCACUGCGAGUGUUCCAAAGGAUUUUCAGGAAGCCUGUGCCAGGUGGAUAUUGACGAGUGCGCCAGCACUCCCUGCAAGAAUGGAGCUAAAUGUACCGAUGGACCCAAUAAGUACAUGUGUGAAUGUGCUGAAGGUUAUACAGGUCAGCACUGUGAGAUCGACAUCAACGAGUGCUACUCUGACCCCUGCCACUACGGCACGUGUAAGGACGGCUUGGCUUCCUUCACCUGCUACUGCCAUCCUGGCUACACUGGCCGCUUGUGUGAGACCAACAUCAACGAGUGUCUUAGCCAGCCUUGUAAGAACGGCGGCACUUGUCAGGACAGGGAGAACUCCUACAUCUGUUCCUGUCCUAAAGGCACAGCAGGCAUCAACUGUGAGGUGAACCUGGACGACUGUAAGAGCAAGCCUUGUGACUUUGGGAGGUGCAUCGACAAAAUCAAUGGCUACGAGUGUGCAUGCGAGCCAGGUUACACAGGCACAAUGUGUAACAUCAACAUUGACGACUGUGCUAUCAACCCCUGCCACAAUGGGGGCACAUGUGUCGAUGGCAUCAACAGCUUCACAUGCCUAUGCCCAGAGGGCUACAAUGACGCCACCUGUUUGUCACAGGUAGAUGAGUGUGCCAGCAACCCUUGCAUUCAUGGUCAAUGUCAGGACCUCAUCAAUGGCUACAAAUGCACCUGUGAAUCCGGCUGGAGUGGCCAGAACUGUGACAUCAACAACAACGAAUGUGAAUCCAACCCUUGCAUGAAUGGAGGAACUUGCAAGGACAUGACAAGUGGAUACCACUGCACGUGCAGAGUCGGCUUCACCGGGCCUAACUGCCAAACUAACAUCAAUGAGUGUGCAUCCAAUCCUUGCCUCAAUCAGGGAACCUGCAUUGAUGAUGUGGCUGGAUACAAAUGCAACUGUCAGCUGCCUUACACUGGUGAAAACUGUGAGACCCUGCUGGCCCCCUGCAGCCCUCGACCAUGUAAAAAUGGUGGCAUAUGUAAAGAGGCAGAAGACUACCAGAGCUUCUCCUGCAUCUGCCCUGAAGGUUGGCAAGGUCAAACUUGUGAAAUCGAUAUCAAUGAAUGCGUGAAACAUCCGUGCCGUAACAGUGCUCUGUGCCUUAACACUAUGGGCGGCUACCAGUGCAAGUGCAAGCCGGGUUACAGUGGCAAAAAGUGUGAGACAGACAUAGAUGACUGCAAACCGAAUCCAUGCAGUAACGGGGGACUGUGUCAUGAUGGCAUCAACAGUUUCAUGUGUACUUGUCUGCCUGGGUUUCACGGCAGCCGGUGUGAGCAGGACAUAAAUGAAUGUGAGAGCAACCCUUGUAAGAAUGGGGCCAACUGCACUGACUGUGUCAACAGCUACACCUGCACCUGCCCACCAGGCUUUAGUGGUAUCAACUGUGAGAUCAACACCAACGACUGUACUGACAGCUCUUGUUUCAAUGGUGGCACCUGCAUGGAUGGAAUCAACACAUUCACCUGCCUGUGUCUAACCGGAUUCACCGGCAGCUACUGUCAGUAUGACAUCAACGAGUGUGACUCCAAGCCGUGUCUCAAUGGCGGAACCUGUCUUGACAGUUAUGGGACAUACAAGUGCACCUGUCCUCAUGGCUACACUGGAGUCAACUGUCAGAAUCUUGUGCGCUGGUGCGACUCUUCACCUUGUAAAAAUGGAGGCUCCUGCUGGCAGCAGGGAGCAUCCUACACCUGCCAGUGUCAGACUGGGUGGACUGGCCUGUACUGUGACAUCCCAAGUGUGUCUUGUGAGGUUGCAGCCAAACAACAAGGUGUGGAAGUGUCUCAGUUGUGCAGGAAUUCUGGCCAAUGUCUGGAUGCUGGGAACACACAUUACUGUCGCUGCCAGGCUGGUUACACGGGGAGUUACUGCCAGGAGCAGGUGGAUGAGUGCUCACCAAAUCCAUGCCAGAAUGGAGCAACCUGCACCGAUUAUCUGGGAGGUUACAGCUGUGAGUGUGUUCCUGGUUAUCAUGGGAGAAACUGUUCCAAAGACAUUAAUGAAUGUCAGUCUCAACCCUGCCAGAAUGGAGGCACCUGCAUAGAUCUCAUCAACACAUACAAAUGUUCCUGUCCCAGAGGGACACAAGGUGUUCACUGUGAAAUUAACUUGGAUGACUGCAACCCCCCUAUCGACCCCUUUACCAAAGAGCCCAAGUGCUUCAAUAAUGGCAAAUGUGUGGACCGCAUUGGAGGCUACCAGUGUGUGUGCCCACCAGGUUAUGUUGGUGAACGCUGCGAGGGCGAUGUCAAUGAAUGCUUGUCAGACCCUUGUGACCCUAGAGGGUCCUACAACUGCAUCCAGCUCACCAACAGCUAUCGGUGCGAAUGCAGAACUGGAUAUACAGGUCAGCGUUGUGACAAAGUGUUUGAUGGCUGCAAGGGAAGACCCUGCAGGAAUGGAGGGACUUGCGCUGUUGCCAGUAAUACGCCUCAUGGUUUUAUCUGCAGAUGUCCACCUGGCUUCACUGGCUCUUCUUGCGAGUAUGAUUCUCGGUCCUGUGGGAGUCUGAAUUGCAAGAAUGGUGGAACAUGCGUAUCAGGUCACCUUGGUCCACGCUGUCUGUGCCCUUCAACAUUCACAGGGCCAGAGUGUCUAACCCCCACCGACAGCCUCUGCAUCUCUAACCCCUGUUAUAACGGGGGAACUUGCCAGAUCACACCUGAUGCUCCAUUUUUCCAGUGCAGCUGCCCUAGUAACUUUAACGGCCUACUUUGCCACAUACUGGAUUACUCCUUCAUUGGGGGGUUUGGCCGAGACAUCACCCCACCUCCGAAAGUGGAGGUGAGCUGCGAGAUUCCUCAGUGUGAUGAGUGGGCAGGAAACCAAAUCUGUGACUCUCUGUGCAACAACCAUGCCUGCGGAUGGGAUGGAGGAGACUGCUCACUUAAUUUUGACGAUCCAUGGCAAAACUGUUCCACUGCUCUUCAGUGUUGGCGUUAUUUCAACAACGGGAAGUGUGACGGCCAGUGCAACAGCCCAGGUUGUCUCUAUGAUGGCUUUGAUUGUCAAGGACAGGAAGGACAGUGCAAUCCUCUGUAUGAUCAGUACUGCAAAGAUCACUAUGCAGACGGUCAUUGCGACCAGGGCUGCAACAAUGCAGAAUGUGAAUGGGACGGUCUCGACUGCGCCAACAACAUGCCAGAGAAGCUUGCAGAUGGACAUUUGGUUCUGGUUGUUCAUAUUACCCCAGAGCACCUUAAAAACAGAUCUUCAUCCUUCCUUAGAGAGCUGAGCAGUGUUCUCCAUACUAAUGUGGUGUUCCGUCGUGAUGCCAAAGGAGAGCCAAUGAUCUUUCCCUAUUAUGGCAAUGAACAAGACCUAGUUAAACAUAAUGUGUUGAAACGCUCUGCGGAUGGCUGGCCUGAGUGGACUUCAGUUCCGGCCAGUGUUUUGGAUCAGGUGAAGGAGAGCGUGUCCUCUAUGGUCAGCCCACGGAAACGCAGGGAGCUCGAUCCUGUACAAGUCAAAGGGUCUAUUGUGUACUUGGAGAUUGACAACCGUCAAUGUUACCAGCAGUCUACUGAAUGUUUCCAAAGUGCUGCAGAUGUGGCUGCAUUUCUUGGAGCGCUAGCCACCAGUGGGAAUCUCAACGUCCCUUACAUUGAAGCUGUCACAAGUGUGAGACCCACUCCCCCAGGCACAGAGCUGUACCCCAUGUAUGUAGUCUUCCUGGGCCUUGCUGCUUUGGGUUUUAUCUGCCUGGGUAUUGUAGUGUCUCGUAAGAGGCGACGAGAACACGGCCAGUUGUGGUUUCCUGAGGGAUUCAAAGUGUCUGAGCCCAGCAAAAAGAAACGAAGAGAGCCACUGGGAGAGGAUUCUGUUGGACUGAAACCAAUGAAAAACUCCGACAUCAGUCUCAUGGACGACAAUCAAAAUGAAUGGGGUGACGAUGACGCAGACUGUAGACGCUUCAAGUUUGAAGAGCAGUCCAUGUUAGAUUUGAGCGAUCACACUGACCAGAGGAAAUGGACCCAGCAGCAUCUGGAUGCUGCUGACCUGAGGAUAGCAUCCAUUGCGCCUACACCUCCACAGGGAGAAAUAGAGAAUGACUGCAUGGAUGUCAAUGUCAGAGGACCAGAUGGCUUCACGCCUUUGAUGAUUGCGUCCUGCAGCGGUGGAGGAUUGGAGACUGGUAACAGUGAAGAAGAAGAGGAUCCAUCAGCAGAAAUAAUCUCUGACUUCAUCUACCAGGGUGCCAACCUUCAUAACCAGACUGAUCGCACGGGUGAGACGGCCCUUCACCUGGCCGCUCGUUAUGCUCGCUCAGAUGCUGCCAAACGCCUACUGGAGUCCAGCGCCGAUGCCAAUGUUCAGGACAACAUGGGUCGUACUCCGCUUCAUGCUGCUGUGGCCGCCGACGCACAGGGAGUGUUUCAGAUUUUAAUCCGAAAUCGUGCCACCGACCUUGAUGCCCGUAUGCAUGAUGGAACAACACCACUGAUCCUAGCUGCCCGAUUAGCAGUUGACGGCAUGGUGGAAGAGCUUAUCAACUGUCACGCUGAUGCUAACGCCACUGACGAUACUGGUAAAUCUGCUCUUCACUGGGCCUCGGCUGUGAACAAUGUGGAGGCUGCUGUUGUGCUGCUGAAAAAUGGUGCUAACAAAGACAUGCAGGACAACAAGGAGGAGACCCCACUGUUCCUUGCAGCCCGUGAAGGCAGUUAUGAAACUGCAAAAGUUCUUCUUGAGCACUUUGCCAAUCGUGAGAUCACUGACCAUCUUGAUCAGCUGCCUCGGGAUAUCGCCCAGGAGCGAAUGCAUCAUGACAUUGUUCGGCUUCUAGACGAAUACAACGUGGUUAGGAGUCCUGGGCUUCACAGUGCCCCCUUAAACACCUCCACACUCUCUCCACCUCUAUGUUCUCCCAAUGACUAUCUCAGCAACCUCAAGCCAGCUCCUUCUGUCAAGAAGUCCCGGAAAUCAAGUUCUAGUGGAAAAGGGGGGAAGGAUGGGGGUAAGGACAUUAGGGUUAAGAAGAAAAAAUCUCUGGAUGGAAAGAGUAACUUGCUGGACACAACAUCUGUUCUUUCUCCAGUUGAAUCACUGGAGUCGCCUCAUGGCUACCUUUCUGAUGUAGCUUCUCCUCCUAUGGCAUCGCCCUUCCAGCAAUCCCCCAUGUCUCUAAAUCAUCUACAAGGCAAUGGAGAUUCUCUUACAGGCCAGAUUAAUCUGGGUAAAGAUAUGACUUGCAUGUCGUUUGACCCUCCCCGUCUUUCUCACCUUCCCGUGUCCAGUCCCAAUGCUCAGGGGACCACCUCCAUAGGUGGUGGCAGAGGGGGUCAGUGUGACUGGAUCCCCAGGAUGCAUCCAGGCGUAGGCCAGCAGGGAAGCUUCACCCAAGGACCAUCCAUUGCACACAGCAUGAUGGGUGCCCUGCAUGGUGUCAGUACUGCCACUUUGUCUCAGAUAAUGGGCUACCAGAAUCUACAGAACAGCCACCUUGGCUCGUCUGCACACUUGAUGCAGCAGGCUCGCUCACGGCAGCUCAAGCAUCAAAACUCCAAUUCCACAACAGCUGGUCAAUCCCUCAACCAGAGCUUCCCAACGGUUGAGCUGAACGGCUCAGACAUGCAGCCGAACAGCAGCACAGGACGAUCAGUGCCCAUCCACACUAUUAUGCCACAGGAGACGCAGAUGCUUGGUACCCAGUUUCUUACCCCUCCCUCCCAACAUAGCUACACAGGCCCUAUGGACAACACACCCAACCACCAGUUACAGGUGCCCGACCAUCCUUUUCUGACCCCAUCCCCUGGUUCCCCUGACCAGUGGUCCAGCUCAUCCCCACAUUCCAACAUGUCCGACUGGUCAGAGGGCAUCUCUAGCCCGCCCACAAGCAUCCAUUCACAGAUUAAUCUAAUCCCAGAGAAGUUUAAAUAAAUUGGACCUGCUCAGAUUGAACACAGAACACACAAAACAACAACAUUUCUGUCAUAAAGAGUAACAAAUUUGUGACAAGACUGAAGAAAUUUCCCUUUUCAUAAUCAGUUUUUAUACUAAUAAGAGCAGUUUUAGUUAUUUUGUAUUUAUUUAUGUGCAUUUUGUGAGCUGAAAGAAAGAUGUUUUAUAUUUAUGUUUUUUUAAUGUAUGAAAAACCUAGAAACUGUUGAAAGGUAGUGUCUGUCAGAAAGAACGCCUCCUGGAUGUGUACACUGGUUAUUUAUUUGUCUUGUGUUGAUAUAUUCACUGGAUUUGUUUGACUCUUUUGGCACAAAAGUUUGAUUUUCUUUUUCUUUUUAUUUUUUUUGGGCGGGGGGGGGGGGGGGGGUGUGAGUAGGGCUUCUGCAUUGCUUUACCUUUGUACAGUUUUUUUAUGUUUUAGAGAAUAUUUUAAAUUUUCAGUAUUAAUUAAAUUUAUCUUUAACCUCAUUUGUCCUUUUUUUAAGUAACUUUGUUUGUUACUGAACUACAUUUCACUGAGUCUUAUCACUGAGUCUUUGUUAGACAUUGAUUUAAUAUAUUAAUUUAAAGAAUCACUUUUCCUUUGGUUGCUUGCUAGAAUAUCCUUUCUGAACAAAAUAACAAAAAAUAAUCAACAAUAGCUAAUAAAUGGCAUAACAGAGGUAAUGAACUUAGGGGAUUUUGGACCUUAAAGCUACGAUCAAAUAUCGUUUUACUGACUAAGUGAUGCUUUUCAGUAAAUCUCAGCCUAAUUUUAUAGAAAAAUGAUCAGGGCUGAUGCUGAGCGAUUGAUUUGUGAUCAUUUGUGACCCAAGGAUUGUUUCUUUGUUUCUUAUAAAUGGUUUGCAAAUCUUUGACUAUGGUUACCGUGUUUAACCUGUUAAGUGUUACCUUGCAGACCUUUUGUAAAAUGUUGAAAUGUUACAUUUGUCACGGUUUUUAAAAGUGCCAGUGUGAUUUAUGCUUUUCUUACAAAAAGCAAUGUACUUUUUGAGAUUUCUUGUAAAAAAAAAAAAGUUACGUCUUCCAAGAGGAAAGUGAUGUUGUUUGUGAACGAAAUGGGGACCUUUGUGUGUUUUUAGCGACAUCAUCUGCACUUUGUGAACAGGUGUAGCUUAAGGUGUCUAAAUGUUAUGUUUUAUAAACUAAUCAAGAGGUAAAGAUGUUUUUAAGGAACAAAAAGUAAUAACAUUUUCAUGCAUAGUAGACAUAUUUCCAGAUGAAAAUCUUUUGUAAAGCUGUCAUGAUUCAAUAAAAAGAAUUGCAGUUAAACCUCAAAA